Molecule: messenger RNA, 3535 nt
Organism: Rana temporaria (common frog)
Lineage: Eukaryota; Metazoa; Chordata; Amphibia; Anura; Ranidae
Gene: C2CD2
Product: C2 calcium dependent domain containing 2
Exons: 15
Coding region: 743-2782 (679 amino acids)
Source: RefSeq, a predicted model, not a curated record
GUUCGAUAUUCUGCCGAGUUGAGUAUUUUGUCAGGACAGCGGCAGAAGCGGUAGCGGCCGGUGCGAGGAGAGGGGAGGAGGGGCCGGACCGGGAGAACCGGGUCACGUGACAGUGUUGUAUGAUGUCCAUUCUAGUGUCGUCCUCUGAACCGCUACCUCCGCACCUUCACGACCUUCAAGCUGCGCUCCACAGAGGGACCGGAGGCCACCCGUGUUUUUUCCUGGAAGGAGGCUUCGCUUUUCCGGAGGUUGUCAAAGUUUUGUGGAUUCUGAAACUAUAAAAGGUUAUCGCAGGAGAGGAAAGUAUGAGCUUUGCCUGUUCCAGGGAUCCACCUUGCAGCGAAAACAUGACCAAGAUGACGUUCCUCCAGCAGGUCUGAGGCCAGGGACUUUUCGCUACGUCUAUAUCAGUUGUAAGCAUCGUCUUUCUUUUGGCAGCACUGGGAACCAGGCAUGCUAGGAAACGGCCCACUCAAUCCAGCACUUGUACCGUCUUCUUCAGCUUGUUCCCCCCGGGAAUUCCAGUCCCACCAGAGCGGUGCUUCAGUCUUCUUCUCCUGAUAGGAUCUGCUUCAUGAUCUCCUUUUAAAGGGACAUCAGACAUGGAAAUUGUACAGCCCACCUUAUUUUAUUGCCUUCUGCCUUGUUGAGACGGCCCGUAAGGAAUUCUUCACAACUACUGGAACAUAUUUGCUUCUUCAUGAAGAUUCUUUGGUGACCUCCUUUGACUGCACACAAAGCCAUGUCUUGGUUUGGAGACCCUCAGUGGCUCGGGCUGGUGACCCUGUUUGUCGCUGCUUUGGUCACGCUUGCCAUUUAUCUCUUCCAGAAUGUUUGGGGUGGAUUGUGGAGCCGCAGAUGGAAAUCUGGGUAUUCUAGUGAGCAGAGCGAGGCGGAUUCUCUACUGUCCUGGAUUUUGUCUUUGAAUAGUUGGAGGAGCCAGUGGCUGAAGGCCUGGAUAACUGCACUGAAUGAGGAGGCCGGGAAGAGAGGGGGUUCUCUGCGAUUGAUGUUUGAGGAGGACAAUGGCCAAGGGCCUCUGGAGCUGUCUGUCAAGCAAGUAGCCAGCGUGGUAAAGUCCAGUAAUGUGAAGGUUGUAUCAUGUUGCCUGGUAGGGGAGGCUAUACAGUUUGCCGUACGAGUUACCCGCACCGUCCCCGCCAACUCCGGGUGCCAGGUUUACAGUGUGCGCAUCACCCCGCUUCUCAUAAAUCUGGAGUUCCGUGUGAAAGAAGAAGAUAGAGGCCACAUUCAGGUGGAGUGGACAAUGGGGAACUUUACCGACCUCGAUCUUCAGGUUCAACCAAAAACUAAGCUGGAGACCCCCGGAGCCAGCGUAGUCAUGGAAACCCUGGAGGAUAUUAUGAAGAACCUCAUGAGUUGUGUCCGACCCACCGUGGAGCUGAUCACCAAACCUGCCAAUGUAAAGGAUUACCAGAAUAGAGCUGGCGUUGUUUGUCCCCCAAAACCACCCAGAGCCCACGAGCUGAAGCUUCAGGUGCGGAAUAUCAAAGCGUCAUUGACGGAAGAAGCCAACCCGCCAGGUCCUGUGGUGUGCUCUGUACAGCUGAAUGAUCCAAUCCAAACGUUCACAACUACAGCCAUAAAACCCUCCCUGGGCCCCUCCUGGGAGGAGGAGUUCGUCUUAGAACUGAAUGCAAAAUCCAAAGAGCUACUUCUCCAGAUCUCCGAAGCUGAGAAACCUGCAGGCAGUCCCCCCCUGUCUUGGGCGACCGUUCCCUUAGAUCUGUUCAGGAAGAACCCAUCAGGGAGGCAAAGCUAUCCUCUCAGCUCUGGGUUUGGAUCGGUCAGUGCUCAGUUCUUGUUUGUGGAACCAAAUGAAUUGAAAUCCUUUACAGUCCCAGUGCCGGUGCCGGCAAAGAAAGUGGAGAUGGACCGCACUGUGAUGCCCUGCGGCACCGUGGUCACCACCAUCACCUCCGUGACUUCCAAACCGCGGCUGGAGAGCAAGAGUCCGGGGAGCCACUCCGAAAAAUCGUCCGAUUCAGCAGCCAGCACUCCACCUAAAAUCAAAGUGAUUGAGCGAGAUUUCUCUGUGCAGGCGAUCCCGUCUCACAGCGGCGUGGUCAGCAAAGCCCUGUCCUCUUCAGACACAGAACUUCUGAUGCUGAACGGCUCUGAUCCGGUCGCAGAAGCCGCCAUAAGACAGCUCAGAGAAUCGUCAAAACAGUCUCUAAAAUCUCCCCGCAAGAAGAGUACGAUCAUUAUAUCAGGAAUUUCCAAGAGCGCGCUCACUCAGGAUGAAGAAGCGACUCUCAUGUUCGAUUACGCGGCGACCAUGGACAGCGUGACCAGGAGCGACUCGCAGUUCACCAGCGCCGACCUCACUUCCAGGUUAACGAUGGACAGAAGUCUACUGGCGACAGCGACUCUGCCGGUUGGCGCCACCAUGGACGAGCUGCAGGAUGGCUGGGAUGAGGGGAGCCAGCAGGGGGACUGGACCGGGAACGGCAUGGAGAGUCCGGACUGUGAAGAAGUAUCUGUUAGUAACUUGAGCGUGUCGGAAACGGCGAGCAUACGGAAGCCGAAAGGUGGAUUCUUACACAAAGGCGCAAAGCUGUUUUUCCGCCGAAGGCACCAGCAAAAAGACCCCAGCAUGAGCCAAUCUCACAACGACCUGGUCUACCUGGAGCAGCCGGGGGCCCCAGAGCACCGCAAGAAAGGCGCCACGCUGUCCCGGCUCCUGAACAAGAAGCUCCUCCCGAAAACGAAACACAAAAACAAACUGCAGAGCCGGCCCGGCGAGGGGGAGCAAGAAUGAAAAAAGCCACGCAUUGGGGGACUUGGAGCGGACAAGCGCCUCCCCGCGGGCGGAUGAUUCUGGUGGGAGGGCGGUGCAGAGACUGUCCUCUCCCGGACAAAGUCAUCAUGUGAAUCCAUUUUCCUUCUUCUAGCUUAACACUGUGAGACAUUUAGGAGCCUUUAGAAGAGACAGAAUGGCCGCCUCCUGUGUGUGUGUGCGUAUGAGUGUGUGAGGGAGGCGGAUUUACUUUAAAGCGAUGGUAAUUGAGCAUAACGCCUGUGUGAUAAGGCUUUGAUGGAAGUGGCCAUGCCCAGAUUUGUACUAUUGCACAGACAAAGCCUCACUGCCCCAGAAUGUGGAACACAAGUCAGACAGCUUGGUGGGUAACACUCCUGCUUGGGAAGUCCUGGGUUUUCACCUUGCCAGUGAACCUUACAGCAUGGAGUGUAGUUGUUUCCCAAGCGCCUGCAUGGCUUUCACCAGUUCCCGUUAUUUAAAACCCAACUCCAGACAAACUUUUUUUUGUUUGUUUGUUUAAAUAGAGUGGGAAAGGGUUAGAGCAGUUCUUCUCAACCAAGGUUCCAUGGAGCCCUUGGGUUCCCCCAGAAGAUGCUAGAGGUUGCUUAAACUUUGGCCAAAUUGAACUUCCAUUUGAUGGUGCCUGCAAUGUUCCAGGAUCAACACCACUUGGCAAAGCCAGCGGCAUGACAUCAAUUAUCUUUUUAGCUUUCUAUAAUGGUGGAACCUUCCUAAUGACCUCCAGUAUAACAG